AUGAUACUUACUUUGACAAUGGUGGGAUUAGGCAUUGUAUUAACUUACUGGUAUUUGAAGCUUCAUUUUGGAGUGUUCGAGAGAUAUGGUAUACCAGGCCCAAAACCUGUUUUCCUUCUCGGGAACAUCAUAGAAAUUAUGAAAAAGGGACAACUGCAAGCAAUAAGUGACUGGAGAAAGACAUACGGAAUAGCUUUUGGAUAUUUUGAAGGAUUUACCCCUGUUCUCUCUGUAAGUGAUCCAGCUGUCGUUCGGGAGGUACUAGUGAAAGACUUCGCAAAUUUCCAAGCCAGAAAGCCUUUCCCUCUUGCCCCAAGGAAGAGUCUCGGCCUGUUCCUGGAGAAUGGCCAUCAAUGGCGGCGAAGUCGCAGUAUUCUUUCUCCCGCCUUCAGCACAAGCAAACUGAGAAAAAUGACAGGUGUUAUGGAAGAACAGAUAGACAAACUUCUCCAUAAACUGGGCAAUCAGCAGCGUGAUGGUGCAUUCUUUGACAUUUACAGUCAAUUCCAAAGCCUGACGCUAGAUGUAAUUGGUCGUUGUGCGUUUGGCCUCCAUACAAAUGCCCAGCUGGAUGUGACUGAUGCUUUCCUCAAUAACAUCCAGACUUUGUUCCGGAAUAUGACCACUACCUUCAUCCUCCCUGUUGUCAUGCUGUUUCCGUUCGUGCAGUACUUUAUCUUCGCCAUCAAGAACGUGAUCCUCGCCAUCGGCAUGAACCCUGUAUCAUGGCUUCGGCGUCAGCUCAUCGAAGUCAUCCGUAUCAGAAGGGCCAUUGGGAAUGACGAUUCUGUGACAGACCUGAUGCAGCAAAUGCUAUUUCAUUCCAACAAACAUCAACAAAUGACUGACAGAGAAAUUGUUGCACAAAGCCUCACAUUUUUGCUUGCUGGAUACGAAACUACCAGCGCCGUUCUAGCGUUCCACUGUCACGUACUUGCCCAGAAUCCAGCCGCUCAAAUGCGUCUUCGCAAAGAAAUUACACAGCUCGGAGAGGAAAAAAUCAACUACCACUCCGUCCAAAACCUACCCUACUUAGACAUGGUGUUUGACGAAGUGUGUCGCCUGUACCCCACUGCCUCUCUGAUCGUUACACGCCAAGCAGCCGCUGCACGUACGAUCGGAGACCUGCAUAUUCCCGCUGGUAUGAACGUGCAAGUGGAUGUCUGGGGACUUCACCAUGAUAACCAGUUCUGGAACCAGCCCGAGAAAUUCAUUCCAGAGAGGUUUUCUCAAGAAAACAAGUCUCAGAUUCAUCCAUACACAUUCAUGCCAUUUGGGGCUGGUCCACGGAAUUGUAUCGGGUCCCGUUUCGCCAUGCUUGAAACUAAGAUUGCUAUUGCUCGUAUCAUCAAGAACUACGAGCUGAAAUCCUCCAAUAUCUCACAGGAUGGUUUGGCACUUCUAUGUCGUGGUGCCAUCGUUCCCAAAGAUGGAGUAUAUGUAAAGCUGACUCGGGCAAGGAACUCGAAAGAUGGAUGA
Molecule: messenger RNA, 1479 nt
Organism: Ylistrum balloti
Lineage: Eukaryota; Metazoa; Mollusca; Bivalvia; Pectinida; Pectinidae
Product: cytochrome P450 3A8-like
Exons: 12
Coding region: 1-1479 (492 amino acids)
Molecular function (GO): oxidoreductase activity, acting on paired donors, with incorporation or reduction of molecular oxygen; iron ion binding; heme binding
Source: RefSeq, a predicted model, not a curated record